GCACGAAAACUAACGCGAAAAACACACGGUAACCAAAUAUCGGCAGGAGGGGGUGCGAUUUUGAUUUGGGAAGAUUCUGAUUGGCUAUGCGACGGAACAAGCGAAGCCUCUUCCCCCCGCCACACUAAGACCCAAAGCUUUUGCUUUUUACUCUGUACUCGGUGGCCAUGGCUCCUUCCCGUCCAUUCUUGCUCCCUAACACAGCGCUUACCUCCUAUUUCGUCAUUCACUGGAAAGCCCAACUCACUCUCCCCCGCUCUGCGCACCUCUCUCCCCUCCCACCGGCUACCUCUCUCACGCCUACUCCACGUCACCAUUCCCCCAACUCCCCUCCCUCGUUACCCUUGCUCUGCCCACCUCUAUCCCCCCAGCUCUUCCAAAGUGGGAACUAGAUCCCUGAUAUUUUCAAGUCGUGUGCUU
Messenger RNA from Closterium sp. NIES-67, 420 nucleotides. NCBI's taxonomy places the organism in Eukaryota, Viridiplantae, Streptophyta, Zygnematophyceae, Desmidiales, Closteriaceae. The record is from the annotation of a GenBank genome assembly.